This is a messenger RNA of Pocillopora meandrina, 7948 nucleotides long. The record is from the annotation of a GenBank genome assembly. NCBI's taxonomy places the organism in Eukaryota, Metazoa, Cnidaria, Anthozoa, Scleractinia, Pocilloporidae.
UAGAAAAACUGAAUGAAGGCAAAUAACGACUUACAAGGAGGAACAUAGAGUGUGCUACGUAAACGUCCUUACAUGUUCAGGUUUGAUUUGUGUGAUUAUUUUUACUUGUAAGACUUGACGUUUGUUCAUGAGCCUUCAACGCGCUUGUAAGGGAUUCAACAGAAGUAAAUAUUGAUUCGAAACCGAAAUCUCUCUCGGAUCAAGUGACCAUCAUACAUACUUUCGUUUCUAAUCAGAUUCAUGAUGGCGCUAUUGGCUGGGUUUUACCGAGCGUUUGGAUUGUUUCAAGUUUCUUUGGUCUUCCUUGGAUCCAGUCUUGCUUACGCUGAAAAUAAUUCUUCACCACGAUUUCCAGUUGGCGAUCCACGAAACUGUCUUCUCACAAACGGAGUUUAUCGCUUCGAGGUUCUUCCGGGAGGCGGCUGGGACAACCUUAGAAAUGUUCAUAUGGGCGCUGUUUCAGUGAUGAAUUACUCCAAGUGCAAGACUUCAGACGACGGCAAGUAUCUCAUUCCCGAUGACGUGUUCCUGUAUCCUAUCAAGGAGAGCAAAGUGCAUGUAUUUGCUGAAAUGUACGAUCACUGGCACAACUAUUCGUCCACCACAACGAAGUCUAUCAAUGCUGAAGGAAAAUUUGGUUUUGGAAGCGUAAGUGGUUCAUUUUCUUCCGAGUUCGAAUCAGUGAAGAAACAUCAAGUGGAAGAUAAGGCUGUAACCACUCGAGCACAACUACGCCAUGUUAUAUACACGGCGAAACUCCAGCCCGAUGCCCCUCUGCAGGCACCGUUCAAGUCCCGUUUGCUCGAGAUCGCAUCUCACUUACAGCUUAACAAUACUGCUUAUGCAAAUUUUCUCGCGCAGGUUUUGGUUCGAGAUUUCGGAACGCACUAUGUUACAAGCGUCAAGGCCGGAGCAGCCCUGGCAAAAGUGGAUCACUUGACAAAGAAAUUCGUGGCUGAUUUCAGUGAAGAUAAAAGUAAGAUUACAGCUUCCGCGAGUGCAUCUUUUUUCGGGGCGUUUGGAGCUACUGCUAGCUAUACUCAGACAACUGACAAAAAAGUUUUGGAUGAAUACACACAAAACAUCGCUUAUUCCACAGUAUAUACAUUUGGAGGACCUCCAUUCAGGGUGAAUUUUACCAUCAACAAAUGGGAAGACCAACUAUUGGACGAACUGGUUGCAGUUGAUCGGUCAGGUGACCCUCUUCAUUUUGCAAUUACACCUGGAAGUGUACCAGAAUUGUCCGAAGAACUGGUCUUCAAACUAGCCAACGUUGUCGGAAAAGCCAUUAAACAGUACUAUGAGCACAAUACCAUUAAAGGAUGCACCAAAAUGGACUCUCCGAACUUCAGCUUUCAGGCCAACCUCGACGAUGGAUCUUGCGAGAGCCCAACCAAUAACUACACCUUCGGGGGCGUUUAUCAAACGUGCCAAUGUGAGGGCUCUCCAUCUAGUAAUCCUUGUGGAUCUUUUCUCCAGAAGAACCCUCUCACGGCUGACUACUCUUGUAGUAAUGGUUAUGAACCAGUCAUGGUACAUCAAGGUCGCACACCCGAAAGCUGUCAUCGUGAGUGCCACGGAGUUUUGUUUUUUAAAAGCUGCGACACUCAUUGCGGAUUCGCCAGCUAUGACACCUAUUGGUGUGUUGCUAAGGGUUCGGUGCCUCGUAAUACAGGGUAUCUCUUUGGUGGACUCUACAGCAAUGUGUUAAAGAACCCAGUCACACAAGAUCACAGCUGUCCAGUGAAGUUUUACGCCUUGCGCUUUGGAGCCACCAUGCAAGUUUGUGUGAGCGAUGACUACGAGCUAGGCUUCCAGCAGUCGGUCCCCUUUGGUGGCUUCUUCAGUUGUAAUACUGGUAAUCCUCUCGGUGUAAAGAAAGCUGCGGACAGUGCCAAAGGAUCAAACGGUAUGUUCUCCCUUUACCUUAUACACCUUACAUUGGUAGGCAUGUUCUCUCUACUUUUCUCAAGACAUUUCCUAUUUUAACGACGGGGAGGAGAAAUUUUUUUUUCAAGAGCUUCUUUGAUAAAUGAUUAUUCCUUCUAAAUUCGUGACAUUAGUGUUUGAUUCAGGAGUGAGAAUGUGAAGAAAAAUUAAUUAGAUAAUUAAGAUUCUUAGAGGUUGAAGGGUUACAUUGAAAUAGACCCUUCAAGCUUAAUGGUUUCAUUUUCUUCCUUUUUUUAUUUUUUUCGCUUUUAUAGAAGUAUUUUUUUAUCCUAAUUAAUAGCUAGAAAUUUCAAAAAUUCAGAAACGCCUGAUUGUUUUAAGAUCAGCAGGCGCAUUCGAUUCUUGCUUUCUCGUUGUUGCGAUUUUGAAAUAGUCGUGCCUCUCAAUGUAUCAUUUUGUUUUGCAAAUUUAUCUGAAAGGGACUCUAAAAAGCUUAAGUGACAUAGAGCAUUUAACUGCAUAACGAAUUUAGAGCUUAACUUUUCGGUUUUCAAUUACCGCUCGGCCAACCUACAACUCAUCAACAAUUUGCAGCUUUUGUUUUCCAAUGCAGGUAUGGCUUUUUAUUUCGCUUUUCCGCGAAAACAUGUUUCCUUUGAAACUUUAUGCCAUCCAAGUAAUUUUCGGGUUUCGAAUUGUGUUGCGUUACCUGUUUCUUACGACUAUGAAGAAAUUUUGUAAGUCGUGGCUCGGUGUUCACCGAUAAGUUUUUUUUUUCUUCUAGCUCGGUAUAAACGUAUGACAUUCCUUUCAACCUUUCAAAUGUGGAUGAAUGGUUAGGAAAUAUGACUACGUUCAUGAGAACAAAAACAAAUAUGAGCGAAAUUGUUUUGUGCACUUUCGAAUCGCAUAGACUCAGUAGCCAUCGCAUGCCGAAAGACAAACUAUCCAUGUAAGAAAUAAAGCAACAGCGGAAGUAAACGUUGACACUCAGAACCGGCUACAUAUGGAAAUUGCUUGUUGACAUCUAGUGAUACAUUGUGAUAAGAUCAUAAUGAAAGAGAUUUGACACAAAAUUUCUUUAUCAGGUGCUCAAGCGAAGAUCGAGGAACAAAGCCAAAAUCUAUCUCGGAUUCUUUCUCCUUCGCUGUAAAGCAUGAACACGACUCAGUCAUUGUUAUUCAUCUCCGCCCCUACCGCGGGGUGGCGAAACCAAUACCUUAAGACCUUACCAUUGUCGUUCCACCAUCUUAGUUAAUCUCGCUCAUAGGCUGAAUUAGAAUUGCGUUUCCUAUCAUCGAACUCAGCGAGACAGGUUGAGACAACGGUCAAAUCUUCCUUCAUUCGUUUGCUUAUCCGUUUUGUCUUUUGCUACUUUGCAGGUCACUCAGGCUUGGCAUUGUUCGUGAAACAGUCUGGUCCAUCUGUAUGGCCAAAAACCUGUCCAAUAGGUUAUUCUCAACAUUUGGGAGCCAUUGAAGAAGACUGUGAGAUCAACUUCUGCGUGAAGUCCAACAUAUUCAACAGCCAGGGAUUUCCCAUCAUCAAAAGACCUCCUUACUCGAAUGCGCCCAAAAUUUACAAAUACACCGUGCCCUUGCUUGUGGUUAACAAUGACACCGGACAUAUUUGGUUUAAACGAUCCAACUCACCACAUUGGGUUUUGGCCACUAGAAGGUGAGUGAAGGGAAUGUCAUUCUCUGAGCAGAGUCGGUACUGAGUAGAAUAUUGCAGGGUUGAAACCUGAAAGUAAGAGUUGAUCUUGUAAUAAGAUUUUCCAGGUGAGGGAAGCACUAAAACGAACGCUCGUCAGUGAAAAUAAAAGCUAUCAUUAGAGUAAAGUGAAGGGUCGUUUGCCAGUCGAAUGACUGCACAGGUUCCUCCCAGGGAAUUAACAAACUAUUCCUCUUAUCUCUUUCGCAUUCAGCUCUGUCGCUGAAUUCGUAGCCGAAACCAACCUAGAUGGUCCUGCAAUAAUAGGUAUGGAUCCCGCGCAUGAAAACUUGAAAAAAGGCAAAGAAAAGUCUUCCUCACAGAGUUCCCGUGAUGCCAUGGGUGCCGGGGCCGCGGCUGGUAUUACAUUCGGCGUGACAGCAUUGGCAGGAUUGUUGAUCGCAGUCAUGGUCAUUGGCUGGCGUCGCCAUAAGAUCAUUCAAAGAGAGAGCAGCGGUUUAAUGGAGCCAUUGAAUCCCACUGGGUACGGCGCCGUAAAAGAGGAAGGAAGCCCACAAGUUUGAAUUAUGCAGGAACUUUAAAUUGUCUUAAAACUAACAAAUGAUAAGAUAAGAUAAGAUACUUUAUUAACCACCAUUGCAGCCAUAGGCUGAAUUACGGGAUAUUUACAAAUACUAAUAAUAACAUAAGAGAGAAUAAGAAAAAUUAUCUACAUCUUAUAGACAUGGCUAAAAAUAAAACUGUUCUUCAAACGCUCGGUUUUACAUAGGGGGAGAGUGAAAUCACUUUUGCGUCUCAGUGCAUAUUUACAACUCUUCCUUUGGGGUAGGAGGCUAUGGAGAUUGUGGGUGGGGUUACAGACGAUCUCGUCAAACAGAUCGAUUGAAAUCUUUUCUCUCCUCUCAUGAAGUUUCGGUAGGCCAACUGUUUCUAGUGCUACACUAUAUGAAAGGUCAGGAUAGAUGAUUCUGAAUGCCCUUCUUUGGAUCCGUUCCAAAUCUUCACUGAUAUAGUUUGAUAGAGAAUGAUGGAAUACAGGACUUGCGUAUUCCAGGACGGGCCUAAUACAUGUCACAUAGAAUUGCACCAGUUCACUUGGUGCCACUCCAGAUCUCUUGAGUUGACGUAAAAAGUAGAGACGAGAGGAACAUUUUCUAAUUAGUUCAGAGGUGUGCAUGUUCCACUUUAAAUCAUGGCUAAUGGUCACGCCUAGCAAUUUGGCACUGGUGACUGAUUCAAGGGGUUUGCCAUUUAGAACUAGGGGUUCGAAAUCGUGGUUACUGUUGGAAAAGCCAAUUCGAAGUUCUUUGCACUUGGAACCCAUCGAGACUCGCUUGUCUCGAAAGGUCAUCCACAGCUUCUUGGAGUUUGCUCUUAUUACCCUUUGUAACUAUUUCGGAACAAGAUGUAUCAUCCACGUAUUUCCACAUGUCAACUGGUGUGUCCAAGUCAUUAAUCAUGACAAGAAAUAACCAGGGGCCCAGUUUUGUUCCCUGGGGGACACCGGAUGGCACAGAGCGCCAUUCAGAGUGACAAUCCUGAGCAAGUUUAACUGUUUGUUUCCGGUCCAUCAAGAAGUCAACAAUCCAACCUUUGACUUGAUUCGGAAUAUCAUAUGUUGCUAGUUUUUGAACAAGAACACUGUGAUCGAUAAGGUCAAAGGCCUUACGGAAAUCGAGUAGGACUACUCUUGCCGUGGCACCAUUUCCGUCGGUGUUAACAAGCCAAUUUGCGUCAUAUUGACCAAGGCAUGUGUAGUAGACGAUUUGGGAAUAGUUCCAAAUUGUCGAGGGUCGAUUCUUUGUAACACAGCAGGUUUAACGUAUUUCUCAACAAUGUGAUCUUCAGCGAGCUUAGACAGGAGAGGCAUGAGGGAAAUCGGACGGAGGUGCUUGUUAAUGUCAUUAAUAGGCCUUUGUUUUGGCACCGGGACAAAGUCAGCCUCUUUCCAAGAAGGCGGAAGGCGGGAUUCGUGGAACGAGGAGUUGAGGAUCGCAGAGACUGGACCCGCCAAGAGAUCAGCGUUUUCCUUUAAUAACCAUGCCGGGAUACCGUCUGGCCCAUGUGCUUUCGAGGGGUUGAGCGCAGAUAGUUUCAUAAAAGUUGAAAACUCCGAUAUCAUAAUUACGACAUGACCUUCGUUGUUGCCUUGUGGUGGGUCAAAAGGAUUGUGGGUAAGAGGCUCAAAAAUCUGCAUUGGGGUCAGGAACGCUGAAUUGAUGUAAUUUGCCAGAACACCUGGUGAAAAACCUAGGUGUUGCAUUAAUUUGCUGGUGUUGGCCCGCGUUUCUGAGGCAGGUGACAUGCCGCUGAGCUUUUUCACCUCUUUCCACCACACGGAUGGCUUACACUCCCUCAAAUGGCUAACCUUUGCUUCGUAGUACUUUGCCCGGCAGAUCUUACGCUCACGAUUCACGCAAUUUCUGAGCAGUCGAAAGGUAUCCAUAUUUCCUUUUGCAAGGGCACAUUGGCGUCGUUUGAUCAGGUUCUUGAGUUUGCCAUUCAACCACGGAGGCUCGCUUCGAUGAAUAGAUUUGGAUCGCGGGGGAGAAAUAAAGUCUAGGCCCGUCUUAACAAUAUUUUCAAAUAGUGACACUUUCUCCGCGCAGGUCUCCACGGUGUCAAGGAGGCGUGGUAUAUCAACAAUUUCGAGGUAAAUUUGUAUUGCGUGUCUUUUACUAGGUCUCAAAUCCCUUGAGAUAAUUGUUUCCUUUGAUUGCGAUGGUUUUGCUCGAAGCUUGGGCUGAAUCUGUUUUUUUUUAUUUUUUUUUUUUUAUUUAUUUAUUUUUUUUAUUUUCACUUAAAGCACAAAUACGAGAAUAAUACAAACAAAUACAAAGUUAAUUACACUAACGCUUACGCUACUCACUAACACUAAUUACGAAAUACUGCGUUACAUUACAUUCACAGUCGGCUAGAUUUAAUUUAUGUUGUGGUUAUAUAAUAAUAUAAACCUAAUUUGUACAAAUACUUCUACAUCAAAUUCCUUUUUUGGUAGAACGACUGUAUAUACAACUGCGUCUAUAACUGUUAAUACCCGAUACUCAUCUAUUGAGUUACAAUAACAUGUUUUCCCAUUUUUUAUAAUGAAUAGAUUCUUUUUUAUUCUUUUUUGCAAUCAAAAAUUCAAAUUUCCGAGUUUCAGAUGUUUUAGCCUUCAGUAAGGAUACAGACGGCUUGAUAUUUUUACAACGACAUGAAUAAUCAUAAUAAUCUCCACUGAACUGUGAUCCGAAAGGCCAACUUUAGGUCGCUCGAUGGCUUUAUCAUAGAACUCCUUCAUGUUGGUUAGAAUACGAUCCAAAAAACUUUUCCCUCUGGUCGGAAAGUGAACAAUUUGUUUCAGAUUGAAAUUAGAUUUAAGAGUCGUUUCGUUUAGGUGGUUUAAAUCGCCGACAAGAAGGAUUCCACUGUUUCGAUGUUGAGACUCAAUUGAUGUAAGGCAAUUUAAUAAAUAAUCUUGCAUUUUCGAGUCAGGAGCUGACGGUGGAUGGUAUAUAACUCCAGAUAUAAUACUAGAAAAGCCUCUAGGGAGUCGAGUUGGUCGCAGCUUUGCCCACAGGACUUCAAAAUCAAAGACCGGAUUCUCGUCGACCUCGGAAAAAUCGAGAACAGAAGAAGGGAUGGAUUCCUUAAUGUACAUACACACUCCGCCGUGAGUGGCCUCCUUUCUGUCCCGUCUGAUGAUAUUAUAACCAUUUAUUGCAUGACUCCAGAUAAUAACUUAGUGUCUCUUAAAACGUUUUUGAAGUUGACAUUUUCUCGCGCUUUGUUCCGUAAAUUCGUUUUCUGAUAAUUGUGUUUUUCAAGUGACAUUGUUACCAGCGCUUGUCCUGUUUGAAUUGUGAUGGAAGAAAUAACCCUAAUUUCAGAGGCACAGAGAAUGUAAACAAAGGAUGUUUCGUUUGACAGAGUACGGUUACACCUGUUUACACAAUGAUAUUGAGUGUCGCUAAACCAAAACCAAAGUAAUCACAACUUCUAAUCAGAAGGAAAAAAAAUACUUUAAGAGCCAAUGAGAAUUCAAAGUAAAAACCACCGAACUGCUAAAAGCGCGGGAAAACGCGAGCGACUACCUGGUAAAUUGGUUUUAGUUUUGAUCUGAUUGGUCAAGAGAGUAGUGUGAGUUUUCUGCACCAAUCACGGACCUAAGUAGAGCAAAAACAAAGCAAGCCUGGAUUACUUUCAACUCCUGCUUGUCGUGUCGGACAAACACUGGAUCAUUGUGUUGUACUCUCAAACUACUUAACUAAAACUGUGCUGUUCACGGUAUAAUCCUAAAAGCUAUUCUGCCUUUUCAGUAGUCGGUUUGAGGAGUUAUUUUGCAUUGAAUCACAUUGAAAAACAAUGAAUAGACGAAUAAAUACAUUUAUAACAUGGCUGG